Hirsutella rhossiliensis is the source of this 1857-nucleotide messenger RNA. RefSeq lists its product as uncharacterized. The transcript has 6 exons. The coding region runs from base 1 to 1857 and encodes 618 amino acids. Lineage: Eukaryota; Fungi; Ascomycota; Sordariomycetes; Hypocreales; Ophiocordycipitaceae. The record is from RefSeq and is a predicted model, not a curated record.
AUGAUCUUGACCAAGACCAAGGGCCUGGCCAUGGUGUACUACAUCACGAACUACGCCACCAAACUGGAUACGCCGAUGUGGAAGCGCAUUGCUCUCGCCACCGAGGUUGCCCGCCAACUUCGCGAGGCCGGUCGUCCGACGUCUCGCGCGCCAGGUCCCGCCCUGCCCGACGGCGGCAGGCAGGCGGUAUUGAACGAAAGCCGUCAAUUCCUGAUGAGAACGGCAAAUCGCAUCUUCUCCGAGCGACAACUCUCGGCUGUCGAGGUUUGUUACCACCUCCUUGGAUAUGACACCGACUUUACCAACGUGCCGCAUUGGUCCUUCUUGAACUUGACGGCCUGCUGGACAAUCUUUCGGCUAUGGGCGCAUCUCCGCCAUCAGGCCGGCGAGCUCACGGACGCCGAACAGCCCCAGAGACAAUCCUCUGAGGCAAGGAGGGCGAACCCUAUUAUGCCUGGAGGCGAUUCAGACUGUGAAGGCUGGAUGCAAAAGCUUCGACGGCCCGACCAGUACGCCGUCCCGAUCUUCCAAGGAUACAUCAGCGACGACCACGAGGACGAUCACCCAGUCUAUAUUAAGCGAAACCCUGUCCUACAUUUGGCGUUAUUCGUCCCUUGGGAAAACUUCAUUUCUGAGAGCCUAGGCGAUAUAACCGACAUAUGGACGACGCAUCGAGCGGGCCUUUGUCCCCGCCUCCGUUUCUACGUCUCUAACAUUUGUCUUUUGAGAAAGUCUGCCGAAGACGCGCGUAAGGACGCGAAGCUCUGGGCCAGUGACGCCUUGUGUCAACUCCCCAUAUCUCGAGACGAUGUCCAGGCAGCGGCCAAGGCCCAACAACUAUUGCAUCUUCGGAUGCUAGACGACAUGAGGUGGUUCCCAGGGACCAUGCUUUCCGCGGAUGGCGCCGACAUCGACGAUACGCUAGCUCGCUACGGCGAUACGGAGUCCCCUGCUGGGCUCCCGGGCAGCGACCUCAAUGAACGAGGCCCUCGGAUGCUUGUCGACGUCAGUCCGGCAACUAGCUUCGCGGAGAUGGGACACACCGCCGCGGCCAGCUUUACACUGAACUAUCUACAGACCAUGGCCCUUCAACUCGUUUGCCUGUUUCUGGACAAGUAUACUGCCAAUCCGGACUCAGCGGUCAGCAUCUUCAAUACACCGGCGGGCGGGUGGCACGGGAAAGUCGAGGAUUAUCGAUGCCCUGAAGGACGUGUUCGCGGCGAGAACCAGCCGCAUCUUCUGCAGAUAACCGGCACGUCGGGCAGUUCGGCGGCCCAGAUUGGCGGCACGACCAUCCACUCGGCCUGUGGGUUAGAUUCCCAUCGCGAUCCAAACAAACCGCCUCCCCCCUUCUCGGAGGCGAAGAAGUGGAUCUGGAAACAGAAGCUGGUGCUCGUCAUUGACGAGGUCACCUACCUGCAUCUGUUCAAAACCGUGGUGCUCCUCGAAGACCAAGUCCGCGCACGCAACGAUCCCCAGCUCCGUGCACUCCUGGAUCGAGUUCGUAACGGGCGCCAGACCCAUGAAGAUCUGAGCUUGCUCAAUGCCAACAUUGUAGGACGCUCGCAAAUCACCUUCCACGAUGGUUUGCGCGCUAUAACGCCGCUGAACCGCACCCGGUGGGCCCUCAACAUGGAAGCUGUUGUGGGCUGGGCGCGCUUCAACAAGCGGCACAUCCGUAUCUUUGUCUCGACUCACACCUGGCGCAACGGCACGCUGUCUCCAAACCUCAUAGCGCGAACCAUCGGACAAGGCGACGACUCUGCCUGCAAAGUCCCCGGCGUCUUCUUCUACGCCCAGGGCAUGCCCGUGGUUGUGAACAAGAACAUCUACACUGGCCUGAAGGUGAUGACGUGA